AUGGAAUCUUUACAAAGGGCGAAUAUCUCAUCUGUCACUGACUUUAUCCUGUUGGGUCUGACUCAGAACCCUGGUCAACAAUCUCCCCUCUUUGCCGUGUUUGUUAUAAUAUAUAUGGUAACGCUAACUGGCAACUCUCUGAUCAUCUCCCUAAUUGUAACUGACCAGGAGCUCCAAACCCCCAUGUACUUCUUCCUGGGCAACCUUUCCUUUGUAGAUAUCUGCUUUAGCUCUGUAACUGCCCCUCUCAUGUUGGCCCAUCUUCUCAUGGACAAGAAAAGCAUCUCGUUUCAAGGCUGCAUGACUCAACUCUUCUUCUUUAUCUGGAUGGCCGUCAUGGAGUGGUUUCUUUUGGCCAUUAUGGCAUAUGAUCGUCUCAUAGCCAUCAGCAACCCUCUGCGUUACUUAUCUAUAAUAAACAGGAGGACUUGCUUGUGCCUAAUGGGCAGCUCCUGGGUACUAAGUUCUUUGCAUUCCACCCUUCAUACGUCCAUCAUCUCCUCUUUGGAUUACUGUGGGGCCAACAAGAUCAAUGAGCAUUUCUGUGACCAACCACCAUUGUUAUCACUCUCCUGCUCCAACCCUGCUGGCUACAAUAUUGUGGUAUUGACUGAAGGCUCUUUUGUGGCAGUGAGUCCUUUUAUCUUUGUUGUGAUAUCAUAUUCUCACAUCCUUAAAACCAUAUUAAAUAUUCACUCCUCCUCUGGACGUUACCAAGCCUUCUCUACUUGCUCUUCUCACCUCACUUCUGUAGGACUUUUCUUUGGAGCAAUAUUUUUUACUUACUUCUAUCCUUCCUCAUCAGGAUCUGUGUCAGAAGAGCGGCCUCUCUCUGUGGUCUAUUCUAUACUCACUCCUCUCCUCAACCCUUUCAUCUACAGCCUGAGGAACCAGCAAGUCAAAAGGGCUCUGAAGAAGGUCACACACCAUAGGUUAUCCCACCAGAAGGGAAUGUAA
Messenger RNA from Xenopus tropicalis (tropical clawed frog), 957 nucleotides. It is a transcript of the gene or5ar25, whose product is annotated as olfactory receptor family 5 subfamily AR member 25. The coding region runs from base 1 to 957 and encodes 318 amino acids. The transcript has a single exon. The record is from RefSeq and is a predicted model, not a curated record. Gene Ontology annotation, biological process: signal transduction; G protein-coupled receptor signaling pathway; detection of chemical stimulus involved in sensory perception of smell. NCBI's taxonomy places the organism in Eukaryota, Metazoa, Chordata, Amphibia, Anura, Pipidae. Gene Ontology annotation, molecular function: olfactory receptor activity; G protein-coupled receptor activity. Gene Ontology annotation, cellular component: membrane; plasma membrane.